This is a messenger RNA of Betta splendens (Siamese fighting fish), 2575 nucleotides long. RefSeq names its product coxsackievirus and adenovirus receptor homolog. Lineage: Eukaryota; Metazoa; Chordata; Actinopteri; Anabantiformes; Osphronemidae. The transcript is spliced from 9 exons. Bases 148 to 1548 code for a protein of 466 amino acids. The record is from RefSeq and is a predicted model, not a curated record.
UCCUGGGAAACAGGUAAAACAGGUGUUGCCGUCCAAUCAGAGGCCUUUCUGCCAAACGAGGAGGGGCUCCCUGCUGAGCAGGCACAACAGCCCGCUCCGUCCUUUGUACUGGAUGUGUGUGUGGAUCUGAGAGCUCCACUCAGCGCUAUGUUGGGACACGGCUGCUGUGGCUGCAUGUCUGCCGCCUUCUGCCCAUUCUGCUUGUGUGCCUUCCUGUUGUGGGCUGGGACUCUGAGCGUAGAGCAUGCACAAGGUUUGCAGGUGAUGUCCACAGGACCACAGACCGUUGUCGAGGCCGAGGGCGACAGCGUGACCGUGGGCUGCAUCUACACGUUGAGCCCCACGGACACCGGAGAACUGGACAUCGAAUGGUCUGCGGUCAGUCCAGACACAACGAAGAAGGAUCAGAUGCUCCUGUCCUUUUCUGGCGGCACCACAUACCUCCAUGGCGACCAGGCUCAGGCCAAAGGGCUCAGCUUCGCUGCUCAGGACCCCUCCAUGGGCGACGCCUCGCUCUCCAUCGCUCGGCUGUCGUCUGCUCACGCCGCGACCUACCAGUGCAAAGUGAAGAAGUCCCCUGGAGUGGACACGCGCAAAGUGUCACUGGUGGUAAUGGUGAAGCCGUCGGUGCCUAAGUGCUGGGUGGAGGGAGGGGAGCUGGUGGGAGAGGCCGUGUCUCUGCACUGCAACGCUGCAACGGGUUCCACUCCCUUAACGUACAGGUGGAGGAGAGGGGGGGCAGAACCCGUCCCCGCGGCGGCCGUGCAGAACAGUGUAACCGGGGAGCUGAAAAUCAGCAUCCACUCGCAGGCUUUUGCAGGAAUCUACAUGUGUGAAGUGAACAAUGCUGUUGGAGCCGAGCGCUGCAGAAUCAACCUGAAAGCUAACAAACGGCCACAGGCUGCGCGUCCUACAGCACCUCCUGUCUCCUGCUGCUGCUGCUGCUGGUUCCCUCCCUCCUCCUCCAUCACUGCUGGGAUGCAGCUCCUCCUGCAGCCGCUCACCUGUGAUGGACUCGCAUCACGCUGCCGUUCAGCAGACACGUCUGCGCCCGCGGCCGCUACCGGCUACGUGCAUCAGCGCGUGGGGCGUGUUCUGAUGAGCAGCGUGAUGAAACGGUCAAAAUCCAGUUGGACAAACAAUACUGCGCAGAGCAUCCUUCUCACACAUGAUUCUGGCUCCGCUGUCUCAGCUCCAAACAGGGCGGCCAUGAUGGUCGGCACCUCCGUGGGCUCCCUGCUCUUCUUCUUCAUCAUGUUGCUCUUCCUCGCGCUUUGUUACUGGAAGCUGAGCAGCCGACGCCGCUAUGAGAAGGAGUUCUCCAACGACAUCAGAGAGGACGUCCCGCCCCCUGAGAGCCGCCCCGUCAGCCGCCACGAGGCCGCCAGUCAGCGCCCGCCGGCGUCGUACCGUCCGGUGGACGGGUCCGACCUGAGCUCCUUCAGCGACGUCUACACCCCUCCGCCCCCCCGCAGCCGCCUCACCCCUCCGCCCCCCCGCAGCCGCCUCACCCCAGAGUACGACAGCAGGCGCGGAUACGUGGUCUGAACCCAGGCUUCCUGUGGAAGUAGAAGCUUUGAAGCCAGCGUGGACACGUGAGGAGUCUGGUCGGAGUUUAAUUAGCUGGAUUCCAAGUUGGGCGACGAUGCUCUGAUAACAUUGUGAAUUGUUAAUUACUUUAAGAUAAUCCUAGUGACAUAAUGAGAGGAGAUAAGACUUCCCACAAGCAGGUGAAAGAAAGAAAAGCUGAUCUUCAAAUUUACAAAACGGAAAAAUAACGUCAAAGUCGCUGAACUGGGCCCUCUUGAAUUUAAACAUAUAAAAAGAUUCAGUCUCAGAUCUGAGGCCAAAAGAGAAACAUUUAUUCCAUGAUAGACCUCAUGUGGAAAUACCAUAAAAAGUGGACACAAUGAAGCACUGAUAGGAGAUGAAACAUCCACAUGCAAUGGGUUUGUGUCCACUACAUAAACAGCGACCCGACUCCACCCUCAGCCUGGAGGCCCUGACCCCCCCCCCCCCCCUUGGUCCUUGGUUAGUCUGAUCAAAGUUUUGGAUUAUUAAGUACUGAAUGUUUUUAACUAUUAUUUGUUUUAAUUUUUUUCAUUUAAAGACAAAAAAUCAGUGCAAGUCAAUCAAACAUGAGCCUAAGAUGGAACCAGAGGUCAUAGAAUGAGUAAAGAAAGCAGCCUGUGAUACAAAUCACCUUAUCUGAGGAGCUGUUCAUUGAGUAAUGGCUGGACGUGAAUGACGACAUGCGGCAGCAGCCGCUUUUAGAGUCAGCACAUCAUGGACCACUCCUGUUUUAUGCUUUAAUCACCACAUCAUUCUCAUUCACAUUUAAAUUCUUCUGAAUCUGCAUGGCACCAACCUGUCUCACUCAUGUUCUGUAAACCGAUUAACAGUGAGGGGAAGGACACGAGUCACCUGAUUAUCUGUAAAAAAACGAUGAUACUAAGGCAAUGCACAAGUACAGUCAGACUCCAAGCAGACGCGAAAUGAUGAGAAACAACCUUGGUCCAGUUUUAACAGAAAAACCUUCUGUGCAAUUAAAAAAAUCCAACAGUGAAACGAUGAA